AUGCGCCUUCUUCGCACGGAGGUAUCGGCAGGACGUCUUCAGCUGUGUGAAUUUUCGGACGAUGCGAUCCCCGAGUACGCCAUCCUGUCGCACACGUGGGGCGAGGACGAAGUCACCCUCCAAGACAUCCGGGCGGAAGCGCGCCAGCUCGGCCAUUUAAGUGGCUACGAGAAAAUCCUGAACUGCUGCGCUCGCGCCAAAGCCGACGGUCACGACUAUGUCUGGAUUGACACGUGCUGCAUCGACAAGACAAGCAGUGCCGAGCUGUCCGAGACCAUCAAUUCCAUGUACCGCUGGUACGAGCGAGCCGGGCAGUGCUAUGCCUUUCUAGCCGACGUGCCCUCUAAGUCGUCCUUCUCCGAAAGCCGGUGGUUCACCCGAGGAUGGACUCUGCAAGAACUCAUCGCCCCUCCAACCGUCGUCUUUGUCGAUGGAAAUUGGAACGACCUGGGCACCAAGGUGACACUCCAGCAGGACAUCUCACGCCGCACCAACAUAUCUCCUGGCGUUCUUGCCGGGAACGUGAGCGACGCCAGCGUCGCGCAGAAAAUGUCGUGGGCCGCGGGACGGCAGACCACGCGGGCCGAAGAUACGGCUUAUUGUCUGAUGGGGCUUUUUGGUGUUAACAUGCCGCUGCUCUAUGGCGAAGGAGAAAGGGGCUUUCUUCGGCUCCAAGAAGAAAUCAUCAAGAUCUCCGAUGACCACAGCAUCCUGGCCUGGCAGUCCCGUGACAACCGUGGGGGGCUCCUGGCAACGGGGCCUGCAGCAUUUGCCGAAUCAGGCGACAUUGUGGUCCGGCACCCCCCUGUGUCCGACGACAGGUCGCUGACUAUCAACAGCAGAGGGGCGCAUCUCAAUAUCCCCUUCAUGGGCUUACUUCAGAGUGGGGUUGGCCUUGGGCUCCUCAACUGCACCAAGGUUGGCAGCGGAAACGGCGUAGUCGGCGUCUUCCUUCUCGACCGGCAUCUCGACAUGAACCGUCUCGAGCGAACUCGGACAUGGGAAUUUGCCGUCAUAGAUGUGUCCAAGAUUGGUCCCUCACAGCGUCCUGUGAGACGGAUAUGCGCCAAACUGGGACGGCUGGAGCAUACUUGGUCGCGGCGUUCUGUGAAGCCCGCGAAGGCCGCGGCCUCAUUGGAGGAGGGCGAUUUUGACGACUCGCAAAUCCCCGACCUCUUCUUAGUGCUGUCAGGGUAUUCCGGCAUGCGGAACGACGAUAAAACCAGGGCGUCUCUCCUUCAGCUCGCCUCACUUGGAGAUGGAGAUGGAGUCUGUCGUUACCUGGCCUCCGGGAUCCUGUCUGCGGAUCUGCGGGACGACAAGGGGCGGACAGCGCUUAUGCGUGCUGCCGAAAGUGGGCACAUGGGUGUUGUGUGGCUGCUUUUGGCCCGGAGCGAUGUCUCGCCUAGUGCCAAGGACAAUGCCGGGAUGACGGCCCUCUCGUUGGCGGCGAGGAAGGAUCGUCGGGACGUGGUCAAGGCUCUCAUGGCCCGGAGUGACAUGCAACAGCACCUGGUCGACGGCUUUGGACGCACGCUGCUCUCGCACGCCGCCCAGGCGGGCCAGGAGUUGCUGGUCGAAUAUCUGCUCCUCACAGGCACGUUUGAACCGGAUGCACAAGAUCUCGACGGACGACGCGUCAUUCAGUACGCUUUUAGAGGUGGACACGCUGGAGUGAUGAAACUGCUGAUCGAGACGGAUCGCCCUGGUCCCCACCGACACAUUGAAGCGUCUAACCGAUUCGGAAUAACGCCGCUACUCAUAGCAGUACAGAACGGAAGUAUUCCCAUCGCCACGGCCUUACUCGAGAAGGGCGCCAACAUCGAGGCAGAAAACAAGGCAGGGCAGAGAUCUCUAGCUCUAGCCGCCAUAUACGGCAAUGGGGCCAUGAUGCGUCUGCUUUUAGAUAAAGGAGCUGACAUUGACGCGAAGGAUAACGAGGGUUUCACGCCGCUCAAUACAGCCGUCAUGUGCCGACGCCCCGAAAUUGUUGAGCUGCUCUUGGAUAGAGGAGCCAACAUGGAGGCAGCAAACGCGCAAGGGCGGGCACCCUUGGCUGUAGCAAGCAAUCGCGGUCUGGAGCCGACGGUCCGCUUGCUUUUAGCAAAGGGGGCUGAGAUCGACGCGGGACACAAGACCGAUUACACGGCACUCGCCGGAGCUAUUGACGGCCUACACCCUGAAGUCGUCCAAUUGCUGCUAGACAACGGGGCCGAUGCAGGCAAGCUAUUGGCGUCUACGGGCACGAUUUUGAGGAACCCCGCUGGCCAGGGCUUUGAUAUGGAUGACGAUAAAGUCAGGGCAAGAUAUGAGAAAGUCGAGGCGCUGCUGGAGGGAAUCGGGUACGGUCUGAAAUACUGGUCCAGCAAAUCGAAAAAGGGAAAGAGAAAGAAAAGCAGUCGGGCGGCAGAAAACGCCCCCUUCCCAUUUUGA
Messenger RNA from Lasiosphaeria miniovina, 2433 nucleotides. RefSeq names its product ankyrin repeat-containing protein. Lineage: Eukaryota; Fungi; Ascomycota; Sordariomycetes; Sordariales; Lasiosphaeriaceae. The record is from RefSeq and is a predicted model, not a curated record. The coding region runs from base 1 to 2433 and encodes 810 amino acids. The transcript has 2 exons. Gene Ontology annotation, molecular function: protein binding.